AUGGCGGCUUCUAUUCAGCUUAAUGUCCGCUCCAUCAAAGCUCCGUUCAACCUGACACCCGUUCACAAACAGUGGCCGAAACCGAGCAGGAUCAGUUGCGCCGCCGCGGCCGCCACACCAACCAAACGCUACAGCAUCACUCUCCUCCCCGGCGAUGGUAUCGGCCCUGAAAUCAUCUUCGUUACCAAAAACGUCCUCAAACUCGCUGGCUCUCUCGAAGGGAUUGAAUUUAGCUUCCAAGAGAUGCCAAUGGGUGGAGCUGCUUUGGAUUUGACUGGUGUUCCACUGCCAGAGGAAACCCUUUCAGCAGCUAAAAAAGCUGAUGCCAUUCUCCUGGGAGCCAUUGGAGGGUAUAAGUGGGAUAAAAAUGAAAAACACUUGAAGCCUGAGACCGGUCUUCUUCAGCUUAGAGAAGGGCUUAAAGUCUUUGCAAAUUUGAGGCCAGCUACUGUUUUACCACAGUUAGUGGACUCUUCAACUUUGAAGAAAGAUGUUGCUGAAGGUGUUGACUUAAUGGUUGUAAGGGAGCUUACUGGAGGUAUUUAUUUUGGGAAACCAAGGGGAUUUGGUAUUAAUGAAAAGGGUGAGGAUAUUGGCUUCAAUACUGAGGUGUAUGCUACUCAUGAGAUUGAUCGUAUUGCUCGUGUUGCAUUUGAGAUUGCUCGGAAGCGGCGUGGACAACUCUGUUCUGUUGACAAAGCUAAUGUUUUGGAGGCAUCAAUGUUAUGGAGGAAAAGAGUUGCAGCGAUAGCUUCUGAAUAUCCUGAUGUUGAGCUUUCACACAUGUAUGUUGACAAUGCAGCAAUGCAGCUUGUUCGUUACCCAAAACAGUUCGACACAAUUGUGACCAACAACAUAUUCGGUGAUAUUUUGUCCGAUGAGGCAUCAAUGAUCACUGGAAGCAUUGGGAUGCUUCCAUCUGCUAGUCUUGGUGAAUCAGGACCUGGACUUUUUGAACCUAUACAUGGUUCUGCUCCUGAUAUCGCCGGACAGGACAAGGCAAACCCACUUGCAACAAUUCUUAGUGCUGCAAUGCUUUUGAAGUAUGGCCUGGGAGAAGAGAAUGCUGCAAAGAGAAUUGAGAAUGCAGUUCUGGAUACUCUUAAUAAGGGUUUCCGGACGGGCGAUAUACAUUCAGCUGGAAAUAAACUAGUGGGCUGCAAGGAGAUGGGUGAGGAGGUUCUCAAAUCAGUUGACUCCCCAAUUCUUGCUGCCAUCUGAGUCAAAAUACAGCUGGAGUACCAAUUCAGGAGGCCUCCAUGUGGUUAACCCUUUUUCUUCAUUUUCUUUUUGUGACUUUAAAAUUUUAGUAGACUCUGCACAGUGAAAAAAGGGGAGACUUUGUUGUAUUGAAGACAGAACUCCAUUAAUCUAUCUCAGGAUAAAUAACCCAAGAUUUUGGAUGCUCUUAGGAGAUAUGAAAUCACAAUUUCAUUUUUUUUU
Theobroma umbraticum is the source of this 1443-nucleotide messenger RNA. Its product is annotated as 3-isopropylmalate dehydrogenase, chloroplastic-like. Lineage: Eukaryota; Viridiplantae; Streptophyta; Magnoliopsida; Malvales; Malvaceae. Gene Ontology annotation, biological process: L-leucine biosynthetic process. Gene Ontology annotation, molecular function: magnesium ion binding; 3-isopropylmalate dehydrogenase activity; NAD binding. The record is from RefSeq and is a predicted model, not a curated record.